AUGCCUCCAAAAGUGAAAAGGGUUUACGAAGGCUCAAAUGAACGCACUGAGACCUUUUAUGGUGUACAACUAGCCAGAUCCAAAGAUGUUUUAGAAUGGCCCUACAAAACUCCUUCAGCAGAGUUCAUGGGUAAAUCAGGUUUCUAUUUCACACCAACUAAAAAGUUCAAAGAUAGAGUGACAUGUUUUUACUGUAAGAAAACACAAUCAAAUUGGAAAGAUGUUAAAGACCCUACAGCGUAUCAUCUAGAAGCCAGUCGUGAUUGUUCAUUUUCAAAGCUGCUUCACCUUUCCAAAGAAAGAUCAAGCAACCCGCAUUUUGAUUGGUCUGAAGUCGAAAUAUUUAAAGAUCCAAUGUGUAAGGAGGCCAUUCAGAUAAGGCAAGAAACUUUUGGUAAGAGCUGGCCUCAUGAUAAAGUUGGUGGAUCCAACCCAGUAUCAGAGAAUAUGGUCAACGCUGGGUUUUAUUAUUCACCUCUGGAUUCUGGUGAUGACUUGGCUAUAUGUGUUUAUUGUGGUGUUUCCUUAGAAGGCUGGGAGUUUGAUGAUGAUCCUUUAUUUGAGCAUCAAAAGCGAUCAAAAGAUUGCUACUUUCUAAAUUGUUUGGAAAAAGGCGAUAUAUCCAGGGCGUCCUUCAAACGAUCUAGUUCGAUGGUUGCGCAUGAAGAGCUGUCAGUGGAAGAAAAGGUUCAAGACAGUAUUUCUAUAAAAUCUGGUGAUCAUUCGAUAAGACCAAAAAGAGAACGCAAGAUUCUGCGAGACUUAAGCUCAGAAGAGUCUCAGGAGAAUGAUGAUGCUAAUGAUGAAAGCUUUGGUAUUACUGCAAAUGAUGAAGAAUUAGAUGAUGAUGACUAUAUUGAAGGAUCGAAGCACAAAAUAUCCAGAACAAUUUCCUUGAAAAAAAGUUCACAACCAAAAUCUUCAGCUUCGCCAUCAAAAAAAUCCAAAAUUUUGGAUAGUUCUUUUGAUAAUGACAUGUUCUCCAACACAAAAAAACUCGAAAUUCCACCUGUCACAAAGCUGCUCACUGAAUCUCCAACCAAAACAAUCUCGAAGGGAGAGACCACCAAAAAAUCUGAAAGUUCCCGUACUAUAGGAGAAAAAGCCAGCUCGCCUCUAAGGUCCUCUUCUAAACCCCCAUUAAGUGACAUCACAAACAUUUCAAAAGCUUCACCAAAAAAACAAAAUGUGGUUGUUUAUCCGGAAUCUGACGAGGAAAAUUCAAUAAUACUGAUAAGUAAUAGUAAAGAGAAUAUUGGACAAGAGUCAUCAACAAGUGAGAAAGAUCAAUCCUGGAAAUCAUCUCGAGAGGUGCCAAUCUCCAAAGAAGAACCAAGAGAUACACAUUCCCCUUCGAGGUCUUCACAAAGUGCUGAACAGGAACCAGUACACUCAAAUGCUUUGGGCCAACAGUCAACUGAUUCUAAACCAUCCAAAGAUUUGUGCUCCGGGGAAAUGAUACAUAUAAAUGAGAAAACUGACCUAACGAAGCAGCCUUCUUUAGAGGAACAAAGCUCAGAAAAGUCGGGAAAUAAGAGUAUCCUACAGUCAAUUUCAAGGUUCUUCAAGAGUCCACAGCUUCAUAGGAGCCAAAGCCCAUUUCUUGAUGCCGAUUAUAAGGGCUCAGAUCAUAUUGAAGACUCUAACCAAAUCAUAGGUCCAAAUGACACUCCUAUCGAAGAGUCAACUGAUCAUCAUAUUCAACUACCAUUAGAUGCACUAAAGCAAUUUUCACCAGAAAAGGACAGUAAUACCAUUCUUCCAGACGCUGACCCUUCACCAGAAUUAGAAAGUUCAAGUUCAAACUAUCUCAGAGUGGAAAACGCUGAAACGGAUUACUGGAUGCCCACAGAUACGAAUAAACUUUUUGAAAAACUAGAGCCUUUGGAUACUGCUAGAAAUUAUUUGGAAGAGUUGAAGGAUCUUGAUUAUGAUUUAAAUGAUGAUGUUGAUGGUCGUAUUUCAUAUUUUAUCAACGAGAUGCCGGAAAAUGAAUUAGAGAUGACAAUAAGCGAAUGGAUAUUAUAUUCAGCUCAACAAGGUAAGAAACAUAUUGAGGAAACAUGUGGGAGAAUGCUUGAGCAAUUUGAUGAAGAAUGUGAUCGAGCUUUACAAAAGUUGAAAAGAUUAUCUUCAGAUUAA
This is a messenger RNA of Hansenula anomala, 2142 nucleotides long. RefSeq names its product survivin (gene BIR1). Bases 1 to 2142 code for a protein of 713 amino acids. The transcript has a single exon. NCBI's taxonomy places the organism in Eukaryota, Fungi, Ascomycota, Saccharomycetes, Phaffomycetales, Wickerhamomycetaceae. The record is from RefSeq and is a predicted model, not a curated record.